UAAAGCUAAGCAAGCUGCUACCUUGGCCUUCCCUCCAACCCUAGUGGACAGCAGAGCACCGCACGACAUCUACACCUGCACAACUCUCCCUUCAGCGGCUUCUCCCCCUUCACCCAACUGUCCGCGGUCAUCGACUAGCUAUUUUUUUUUCCUGCAUCGACUUCAUAUCGUGCAUUUGCGAAAUCGCCGCUGCCGUCAGCAAUAAGUCUCCAACCACUACCGCCCUCCGCCAACAUCACGUCCACGAUGUCGCAACGUGGCCCAUCCGGCUACGGCGUCGGCGGCCCUUCGUACGGUGCUGCUCCCUCAUCCGACGAUUCUAGCGGCAACUUUCUUGACCAGCUCAGGCCUUAUACUACCAAGGUUGAGGAUGUGCUCGAGUCCGUUAGCGAGCCCGUCAAGCCCUAUCUCCCCGCCAUUGGCCGAUUUCUGAUCGUUGUUACUUUCCUAGAGGAUGCUCUCCGCAUCGUUACCCAGUGGAGUGACCAGCUGCUCUACUUGCGCGAGUACAGACACAUUCCCACCGGAAUUAACCACAUCUUCCUCCUCACCAACGUCAUCGCCAUGAUUAGUUGCUCCAUUCUCGUCAUCACCCGCAAGCACUCUGACUACGCCGUCUUUGGUCUCAUGGGUGUCGUUGUUGCUCAGGCCCUCGGCUACGGUUUGAUUUUCGACCUCAACUUCUUCCUCCGCAACUUGUCCGUCCUUGGCGGUCUCAUCAUGGUCCUCUCUGAUUCAUGGGUACGCAAGACCAAGGCUUUUGCUGGUCUCCCCACAUUGGACGAGAAGGAUCGUAAAAUGUACUUCCAGCUUGCUGGCCGCGUUCUUCUAAUUUUCCUGUUCAUCGGCUUCGUUUUCAGUGGCUCUUGGAGUAUCUGGCGCGUCAUUGUCAGCAUUUUGGGUGCUGGCGCUUGUGUCAUGGUUGUCGUUGGUUUCAAGGCCAAGUUCAGCGCUACUCUCCUCGUUGUUAUCCUCAGUGUUUUCAACCUCUUCGUAAACAACUUCUGGACUCUUCACGAGCAUCACCCCCACAAGGACUUUGCCAAGUACGAUUUCUUCCAGAUUCUCUCCAUCGUCGGCGGCCUUCUUCUUCUUGUGAACAGCGGCCCUGGUCAAUUCAGCAUUGACGAGAAGAAAAAGGUUUACUAAAGAAGUGGCACGGACGAGAGAACAGUCUUAACUGUAAGGCUGUUGCAACAGAACAAACACGCCUCUAACUUCUUGGACAACUUUAACGUGCUACGACUCUCGAAAACUCUUGGAACUCCUACUCUGUAAGACAUAGUGCAACAACCCGGGCUGAAAACCAGUGUACUCUGAAUAGGCAACCCGCCUUUUGUUUUAACACGAGUAUCCGUCACAAUUGCAGUCUCAUAUCUCAUAUAUAGAGAUUUUCUCAUCUUUAAUAAACAAUGGAUCAGAAUUUGAGAUCCGUGUUCAUG
Messenger RNA from [Torrubiella] hemipterigena, 1442 nucleotides. The record is from the annotation of a GenBank genome assembly. Lineage: Eukaryota; Fungi; Ascomycota; Sordariomycetes; Hypocreales; Clavicipitaceae.